Fusarium verticillioides 7600 is the source of this 1234-nucleotide messenger RNA. RefSeq names its product adenylyl-sulfate kinase. Lineage: Eukaryota; Fungi; Ascomycota; Sordariomycetes; Hypocreales; Nectriaceae. The record is from RefSeq and is a predicted model, not a curated record. The transcript has 2 exons. Gene Ontology annotation, molecular function: adenylylsulfate kinase activity; ATP binding. Bases 342 to 965 code for a protein of 207 amino acids. Gene Ontology annotation, biological process: sulfate assimilation.
CAUUGCCAGGGCAAGUUACGGGCAAUUACUACAUCACAUAGGGAGGUUCCUGGAGCGAAUCAUGUAGGCGUAUAGCUAGAAAGAUGGUAUAAAAUUUUAUCAUCAAGGUCGUGAGGUCGCAAUUGGCGUCAGAAAUCACUAUUAUUAGGUCAAGGUAGUACUUAGGUAGGUAGGUUCUGGUCGAUUUGGUAGGUACUCUAGGAACCUCAGUACCUUACUCCGUAAUAUCUACAUUAGUAGACUGCCAUUCUCACUCACCCUCCACCGAUUGGAAACUCUUCUUUUUUUCCUCUUCCUUUCUUCACUGUCUAAUAUCCAUCUCAAUAUAUCUUGCUUGCACAAUGGCUACCAACAUCACCUGGCACCCUUCCUUGUCGCGCAAGGAGCGUAACGAGACCCGUGGACAGCGCGGUCUCACCAUCUGGCUGACCGGUCUCUCUGCUUCUGGCAAGUCCACUGUCGCCACUGCGCUUGAGCAGCAUCUCCUUCACCUCGGCGUCGCUGCCUACCGUCUAGACGGCGACAAUGUCCGCUUCGGACUGAACAAGGACCUUGGCUUCUCAGAGGCUGACCGAAACGAGAACAUUCGCCGCAUCUCCGAAGUUGCCAAGCUCUUCGCGGACUCAUCCACCAUCGCCAUUACCUCUUUUAUCUCUCCCUACAGAGCUGAUCGCAAGGUCGCCCGUGAUCUGCACGAGCAAGCCACACAGGGCGGCGAUGAGCCAAUCCCCUUUAUCGAAGUCUACGUUGAUGUGCCCCUCGAAGUUGCCGAGCAGCGUGAUCCCAAGGGUCUUUACAAGAAGGCUCGCGCUGGUGAGAUCAAGGAUUUCACUGGCAUUUCUGCUCCUUACGAGGAGCCCGAGAACGCCGAGAUCACUAUCAAGACUCACGAGAGCUCAGUUGAGGAGUGUGUUGCUCAGAUCGUUCAGUGGCUCAGUGAGAAGGGUUAUCUCAAUAAGAAAUAGGCACAAAAUCCAUAAUUGUCUUUCGCACUUUAAAAAGAGGUAGAUCGGAUAUUAGUGCCAUGCGACACCGGCCGUCGUCACUCAAGAGGCAUAAUGAUAGGGUAGAAUAUAGGCGUUUCUUGCAUGCAGGCGACUAGUUCUAUCGUUCUUCUUUCUCAGCUUGUCUUCCUUUCGCCAACCUUCCAGCCGCGCCAUUCGCUAAGGAAACUCGAUCUCGUAGUAUACGUAUGCCGUGUAUUCGUGUCCCUCGCCAGUCUGAAAACCAGCGG